Saitoella complicata NRRL Y-17804 is the source of this 909-nucleotide messenger RNA. RefSeq lists its product as uncharacterized. Lineage: Eukaryota; Fungi; Ascomycota; Saitoellomycetes; Saitoellales; Saitoellaceae. The record is from RefSeq and is a predicted model, not a curated record. The transcript has a single exon. Gene Ontology annotation, cellular component: replication fork; Rad51C-XRCC3 complex; Rad51B-Rad51C-Rad51D-XRCC2 complex. The coding region runs from base 1 to 909 and encodes 302 amino acids. Gene Ontology annotation, biological process: meiotic DNA recombinase assembly; reciprocal meiotic recombination. Gene Ontology annotation, molecular function: four-way junction DNA binding; crossover junction DNA endonuclease activity.
AUGUUCAUAGUUGCUGGACAACCUCCACCACUCACCCGUCUUCUCGCCAUCGUCACCGCUUCCGCCUCCUCCGCCGACGACGAAGAGCCGGAAUCCAUCCUCCGCAAAAUCCACAUACUGCACACCCCAACCCUCCCCAACAUCCUCUCAACCUUCCUCCACCCCCAAACCCACUUCUCCACAAGCUUCCCACCACCAAACACCUCCCUCAUCAUCAUCGACGACCUCUCCACGCCCGUCUCCACAUCCUUCCCCACCGGCAUCGACGACCCACCACACGCACCUCCACCUGACGCACCGCACCCAAAACCCAGGGGCGAGAAACCGGAGACUAUGCCUAUGAAACGCGCACGAAUCCUCGCGUCUCUGGGAGCGGGAAUGGCACGUAUUGCAGCAACCCAAAACACCGCAAUCCUCAUCAUCUCACACAUGACUUCACGAAUCAUCCGCGCUCCACUGUCUACCACACGAGGCGCAGUGCUCGUUCCGUAUUUGGGGGAGAGUUGGACGGGGUCGUUGGGGGUGCGGAUCACGUUAUUUAGGAACGACAUACCGACCAAGUUACUUACGCCAGCCCCAACCGCGGCUGGGAUGGGGGAUGAGGAUGUUGGGAUUGGGGUGAGGCAUGCGUUUAUCUCACGCUCGCCGUCGAAUGGAAAUUCUACGCAGAACAAAACGAUCGUGUUUCGUAUCACAGACUCAGGCCUCGCCGACCUCCCACUCAUCGCUUCAAGCGAAGACCUCGACCAAGCCGCAGCAGCAAGCACCCUGAAACGAAAGAGGCAGAUGACGGAGGAGGGGGAUUAUGGGUGGGUUGAGGAGGAGGAGGAGGGGUGUAGUCAGGUUUUGGAGGGGGUUGAGGAGGAGAUUAUGGCGACACAGAGGAAGGAGGAGGAGGGAUAUGAUUGA